Mitosporidium daphniae is the source of this 678-nucleotide messenger RNA. RefSeq names its product 60S ribosomal protein L6. Gene Ontology annotation, molecular function: structural constituent of ribosome; RNA binding. Gene Ontology annotation, biological process: ribosomal large subunit assembly; cytoplasmic translation. NCBI's taxonomy places the organism in Eukaryota, Fungi, Microsporidia. The transcript has a single exon. Gene Ontology annotation, cellular component: cytosolic large ribosomal subunit; ribosome. The record is from RefSeq and is a predicted model, not a curated record. Bases 1 to 678 code for a protein of 225 amino acids.
AUGGUCAAAAAAGUAGGAUUAAAGACAACAGGCGUACGCAAGGCUUUACUCGCUGCAAGCAUGUUACCCAUGAAAUCAUCCGCUAUUCUGCCUUCGACCAUUACCAUAGAAAAGCCAAUCGGUGGCCCCAAAAAUGGUGGAAAGCGCAUUCUCACCAAGAUAGCCCCACCAAAGCAAAAAGUUGCCAAAGCUCUUGCUGACAAGCCUGCAACCAAGCUUCGCUCUUCUAUCACCCCAGGAACAGUUCUCAUUGUUUUGGCUGGUCGUUUCCGUGGAAAGCGCGUCGUUUUCUUAAAACAGCUUACUUCUGGUCUUCUUCUUGUCACUGGACCUUAUAAGAUCAACGGUGUUCCGCUAACGCGCAUUUCUCAAGCUUUCGUGAUCGCCACCGCCACCAAAGUCGAGCUUUCUGGACUCACCAUCCCCGACGCUCUCACUGAUGCUGUGUUCAAGGGAAAGAAAUGUACCAAGAAAGCUUCUUUUGUGCCAAAAGACAAAGCAUCUUCAAUGGAUGUCGAAGAGACCAAAUGUGCAAUUGCCCCUGUUCGUCGUGAAGCCCAGAAGAGCAUUGAUGCCACCCUGACUGCUUCGAUCAAAAAACAGCCGAUGCUGGCCUCUUACCUUCGCUCAAUGUUCUCUCUCAGCAAGGGAGAAGCUCCCCAUGCCAUGUGCUUCUAG